AGGGUUAAAAUGGUUUCCGUGGGAUUGCAACUUCUGGCCUACACCCUGUCCGUACUGGGUUGGGUGGGAACAAUUAUAGUCUGUGCUUUGCCAAUGUGGAGGGUCUCGGCGUUCAUCGGCAGCAGCAUCGUGACGGCUCAAAUCUACUGGGAGGGGAUCUGGAUGAGCUGUGUGGUAGAAAGCACUGGGCAGAUGCAAUGCAAAGUGUACGACUCCAUGUUGGCUCUGAGCCCUGACCUGCAGGCUGCUCGCGCUCUCAUGGUGGUCUCUAUCGUGGUUGGCGUUCUCGGGCUUCUCGUGGCGGUCGCCUCAGCCAAGUGCACCAACUUCAUCAGAGAGGAUUCUAGCAAGGCAAAGGUCUGCAUUGCAGCCGGAGUGUUACUCAUCAUCACCGGCCUCCUAUGCCUGAUCCCUGUGUCCUGGACCGCCAGUGCCAUCAUAUCCGAAUUCUACAAUCCUCUCGUCGCUGACGCCCAACGUCGGGAGCUGGGGGCCUCCCUGUAUAUUGGUUGGGGAGCUGGCGCACUUUUGCUUCUUGGUGGGGGGAUUCUCUGCAGUUCCUGUCCCCCAAAAGAGGAUGGAAGUUCUGUCAGAUAUAACUACACCAAGGGGUCAAACAAAGCAGAAUCCGUGGCGAGUCGUUCACUCUCCCUGUCCAAGACUUAUAUAUGA
This is a messenger RNA of Chanos chanos (milkfish), 672 nucleotides long. RefSeq names its product claudin-4-like. Gene Ontology annotation, molecular function: structural molecule activity. The coding region runs from base 10 to 672 and encodes 220 amino acids. NCBI's taxonomy places the organism in Eukaryota, Metazoa, Chordata, Actinopteri, Gonorynchiformes, Chanidae. The transcript has a single exon. Gene Ontology annotation, cellular component: bicellular tight junction; membrane. The record is from RefSeq and is a predicted model, not a curated record.